Molecule: messenger RNA, 1918 nt
Organism: Brassica rapa (field mustard)
Lineage: Eukaryota; Viridiplantae; Streptophyta; Magnoliopsida; Brassicales; Brassicaceae
Product: CBL-interacting serine/threonine-protein kinase 10
Biological process (GO): protein phosphorylation; signal transduction
Molecular function (GO): ATP binding; protein serine/threonine kinase activity
Source: RefSeq, a predicted model, not a curated record
GUUUUUUUUUUUUUUAAUAUUCCAAUGGACCGCCGCCAAUGACGUUUAGCUUCAUUUUCAUUUUCAUUUUCAUCUUUUCUUCUUCUUUCUCCUCUCCAUCAACAACAAGCAGAGAGAGAAACAAACAAGGAAGAGAAGGAGUCGCGUGAAGGGAGACUCAGAGGCGGAUAGAGAGAUCUGCUCGUCUUCGUUCAAGAUCCCUCGAUUCAUUCUCCUUCAAUCUGAGGCUCAGAUUCUGAGAGGUGGGUGUAUUCAUACCGCUACGCCAAUCUAAUCAGCACUCUCUUGCUUUGAAAUAGACUCAGCUAUGCUGGAAGAUGUGUCCUGUCACUAGGGCAUUAGUUGCACGAGCUAGGACACAUUCUGAUCUAGCUGGAGUUAGUAGUUUUCUUCUUCUUCUUCUUCUGCUUGUGUAAUUGUGUCGAUUAGAUGGAAAAUAAGCCGAGUGUCUUGACCGAUAAGUAUGAAGUCGGGAGGUUGUUGGGUCAAGGUACGUUUGCCAAGGUGUAUUAUGGAAGGAGUGUUCAUACUAACCAGAGCGUUGCUAUCAAGAUGAUCGACAAGGAUAAGGUUAUGAAAGUUGGCCUUAUGGAGCAGAUCAAGCGAGAGAUCUCUGUUAUGAGGAUCGCUAAACACCCUAACGUAGUUGAGCUAUACGAGGUCAUGGCAACUAAAACAAGGAUCUACUUUGUUAUGGAGUACUGUAAAGGAGGGGAGCUUUUCAACAAGGUUGCUAAAGGGAAGCUGAGAGACGAUGUUGCUUGGAAAUACUUUCAUCAGCUUAUCAACGCGGUUGAUUUUUGCCACAGCAGGCAAGUGUAUCAUCGUGACAUAAAGCCCGAGAAUCUGUUGCUGGAUGACAAUGAGAAUCUCAAGGUUUCUGAUUUCGGGUUAAGUGCUCUCGCUGAUUGCAAGCGGCAAGAUGGUCUCCUCCACACAACUUGUGGUACGCCUGCGUAUGUUGCUCCUGAAGUGAUCAAUCGAAAAGGCUAUGAUGGGACAAAGGCAGAUAUUUGGUCUUGUGGAGUAGUUUUGUUUGUUCUGUUGGCUGGGUAUCUCCCUUUCCAUGACUCUAACCUCAUGGAGAUGUACAGAAAGAUAGGAAAAGGAGAUUUUAAGGCCCCAAGCUGGUUCGCUCCAGAAGUACGGAGGCUGUUGUGUAAGAUGCUGGACCCUAACCCUGAAACUAGAAUCACCAUCGCAAAAAUCAAGGAGAGUUCUUGGUUCAGAAAAGGUUUACACAUGAAACAGAAGAAGAUGGAGAAACGAGUCAGAGAGACUAAUCCCCUGGAAGCUAGUGCUGCAGGUCCAAGCGAGAACGGAGGAAGGGUCACAGAGGAAAACAAUACAGACCAGCCUACAAGUAUAAAUGCGUUUGAUAUAAUUGCCUCGUCUUCUGGGUUCGACCUGACGGGACUGUUUGGAGAUGUGUACGACAAGCGAGAAUCUAGAUUCACAUCCCAGAAACCUGCUUCAGUGAUCAUAUCUAAGCUGGAGGAGGUGGCGCAACGGUUGAAACUGAGCAUAAGAAAACGAGAAGCAGGUCUGUUCAAACUAGAAACUUCAAAGGAGGGAAGAAAAGGAAAACUAUCGAUGGAUGCGGAAAUAUUCCAAGUGACGCCAACGUUUCAUAUGGUGGAAAUGAAGAAAUCUAAUGGAGAUACUCUAGAGUAUCAGAAAUUAGUGAAAGAGGAUCUUAGGCCUGCUCUUGCAGAUAUUGUGUGGGUUUGGCAGAGCGACAAAGAUGAGCAGUUAAUUCCUGAUUCAAACCAAGAGACCGAACAACAACAACAGGAAGAAGAAGAAGAACCAUUGUAGUUUUGAGAAUCUUUUGUUAUCUUUCAAGUUCGUCUUAACUCUGAUGUUAAACCGUACAGUAAAUGAGUUUCCUGCAUAUAAUAAAGUCGUUUCCAGAACU